UCGUCUCGCCAGGCUAGUAUCAAGCCGGGAGCCGUCGAGAGAGUCGAUCCACCACCGGAAAUCGGUCAACUGAUUACGACUACCGACUGCGAGAACGCGACGGGGUAGAACAUAUUUACGGUAGUUCAACGCGCGUUCGACGUGCACGUCCGAUUUCCGCCGAAGCUUCCUGCGUAGGAGAGAGAAAGCGAAAAAGAGAGGAAGAUAGAGAGAGGAAGAGAGAAAGAGAGAGAGAGAGAGGAAAAAGAAAAAUGGAGCGCGCAGCCGGAUCGAUCGCGAUACAAGCGGACGGCUGACUUGUGAGUGAACCGCGAGCGAGUAGUAGUCGCCUUGACGGCUUAACGAGCCGAUGUACUACGCGCUGUGCCGGCGCCAUUGAAGGCUAUACCACGAGAGAGAGAGAGCUCCACACCACGUCGGGGAACGGCGUUGUCGUCGUCGUCGCGAACGUGCCGAGCGAUCAUCCCCCGGUCUCUCGCGAUUCUGCGUCGCGACGUUGGAGAGGGAGGGACAGAGCUGGUGUGUGGUGAAAGUGCUCAUCGCGUGAUUAGGUCGAGGUCGUGUCGCUCGUCGCUGAGACCGCUCUCCAUCCGGUGACCUUCGUGCGGGAGAUGAAGCUCGAGGUUAGGUGACGUUUCCGAACUUAUUACGGAACUGAUCAUCCGGCGAGAGCCUCUCGGCGCCGUCGUUUCCGACAAGCAAACGCGCGCGUACAUUCCGCCGAAGAAGUCGCACCGUAAAAGUGUGUCAUCGACGCGACGCAACGCGAGGAGGCGACCCGAUAUAGUUGGAUCGCGGCUAAGCACCCCUUCGAUACGGAAGGGAACGAUACAAGGAAUAAUUCCCUCGACGCACCACCGGCCGGAUUUUGCUGGAUUGUUGUGCACAAGUCGGUUUCAAGAAAAUUCUCUAAGAAAAUUGCGGAAGUCGUUCCAAAUCCGAUCUUUCUUUCCAAAACACACGCAGUUGUUGAAUUAUCCAUAUCCACGUAUAUAUAUAUAUAUAUACACAUAUACAUAUAUGUAUAAAAUAACAUAUUCUCUCUCAAUAGAAAUUGUUGGCGAUAUAUUCGAAUAGACAAUUCAAGUACUUUUUCAGCGAGAGAGAACGAAGUUUGUACGAAGUAUUACGCUAUUCACUUUCGACGAGCUUAAACUCGCACUACUCGCUGGUUGUGUGUUAUCUUCGAUGUUCGAAUGUAAACCCGAUAAAAAAAAAAUUUUAAAAAAUAAUCCGGUCAGCUUCUCGAAUUCCUGUUAGAAAAUGAAAACUAUUAGUCGUGUUCCGCGAAGAAAGAAAACUGACGAAACAUCCGACUGAGAUCUCGACGUUACUUCUUCGAUGUCUCUUUAACGUAAAAAAAUGCAAUCGAGUGACUGUGACCAAGAUUGUUAGAGAUAUUCCGCAAAGCUACGAUGCUGGUAUGAACAAAUUGAGCGACGCGUUAGGCGGUGAUUCUAUUUGAUGUCAGAAAAAAAGAAUACACCAUCUCUCUGUUCGUUUGAUUAUAAGUUACGCGGACCCAAAACUCUCGACGGGUUUAAUUGAAACGCUCCUUUUUCGGUAAUCAAUCUCUUGUGUCAGACAAAUUGAAAAUCAUACGCGCGCAAGAGUAAAAAAAAUCUGGUUAUCUCUAGAAAAAAAAAAAAAAAUUAAGUGCACUCGGAGGAUAAACACUCACGAGAAUUUCGAUGCGUCCAAUCGAUCGACAGACUGAACUUGAAAUUGAACAUAUCUAGAAAUAUCGACCUUUAUUAAGGCGACGAGCGAAUAUUUCACGCUAAUUGAAGCAAUCAUAUUAGAACAGCAAAGUAAGAAAGUAUCAUCUCUUCUCGAGAAUUUGAAAAAUUCAAUAGCAAAGUUACGUUAGCGAUCGAAGAUAAGAAACGUUCGUACGUUUUGACGAAUUUGAUAACAAAUUUACGAAAAAAAGAGAGAGAGAGAGAGAGAGAGAGAGAAAGAGAAAUAUAUCUUUCUGCAGACACUCGGAGCUAAAAGCACGUAAAGUUCGCAGACUGCAUAUCAAGCUACACGCGCGAACCGCGCGUGCGUCCUCACGUGCUCACACGGAUGAAACUGGGUGGCACAACGUGGCCGACGUCACGCACCCACACCUCCCCGAACUCUUACGCGUGAUGCGUACAAGCGCGUGACGUUAUAUACGCGCGUAUACACAAAUCAACCCCCACGCUUCGAAUGUACUGCAGAACCUAGCGGCCAGUUUUUAGACCGAGUGAAUCAUGCAUCCCUCGCGCUUGAUGGCGCCGCUUCUGUUGGCUGCGUUGCUGGCCUGCCAGGUGGCACGCUCCUUUCUGCUGGAAGGCUCGUCUACGAGCUACGCGCAAUUUCGCAAAUGGAACGCCGGUCUGAACGGCACUCUGGAGUUUGAGUUCAAGACCGAGCAGGGCAACGGUCUGCUGCUCUACACGGACGACGGCGGCACCUACGACUUCUUCGAGGUGAAGCUGGUCGAGAGCGCUCUCAGACUGAGGUACAAUCUCGGCGGGGGUGCCCAGAUCGUUACGGUCGGCCACGAUCUCGGCGACGGCCACUGGCACAAGGUGCAGAUCACCAGGUGCAACGAGAACACCACUCUGACCGUGGACGGUGUCAGCGCGGUCUCCACAUCGCGCGGCAAGGAGUUCGAGUUCGGCAAGCUCGCCGGGAACUCGGACGUUUACGUGGGCGGUAUGCCCAGCUGGUACAACAGCAAGCUUACACUGUUGGCACUGCCCAGCGUGAUAUUCGAGCCCAGGUUCAACGGAUUUAUUAGGAAUCUCGUGUAUGCCGACGGCGAGAAUACCGUUCCCAGGAGGCAGGAGAUGAAGAGUCGGGACGCCAAGUGCGGUGGCUUUCCGUGCGUCGAAAACGUCAACAAACGCAAGUCACCGAGGAGUUUACGCAACAUGGUGAAUACGACGGACGCCUGCGAAACUCGCGAUCCCUGCCAGCACGGAGGUAUUUGCAUUUCGACGGAUAGCGGACCGAUCUGCGAGUGCCGCACCGGUGAUUACGAGGGAGCGUAUUGCGAGAAAGAGGCAUGGAGCACGGUGCUGCCCACGGCGGGUGCUGGCGAUUACUGGGCUUGGGAUUACAACAAAGCUCCCUCGGAAGCGUCGUUCAGAGGAACCGAAUAUCUCACGAUAGAUCUGAGCAAAGGACAACCGGUGUUCAGCACGCAGGAAUCCAUAAGUCUUCAGUUCAAAACGAGACAACCGAAUGGACUUUUGUUUUACUCCGGAGAGGGUGAUGAUUAUCUCACCGUGUCGCUGAGAGACGGAGGCGCCGCGGUCGGGAUGACGUUGGCCAAAGGAAGAUUAGAUCUGCACAUAAAGCCGGCCAGGGUGCGGUUCGACGAUAAUCAGUGGCACAAGAUCAUCGUUCACAGGAAAGUCCAAGAGAUCUCCUCGAUAACCAGCUUCUGCAGGCUCUCGGCUAUUGUCGACGGGAUUUACGCCGAGCACGGACACACCGCGGGAUCGUUCGCGCACUUGGCGAGCGAUCGACUUCUCGUCGGUGGCGGCGCCGACGCGAGAUCCUUGCAGGGCGCCAAAGGGAUCAACAAUUUUGUCGGAUGUCUAAGAAAGGUGGAGUUCGCAGCGGAAGGCAUCAAGAUGGAAUUAAUCGAGGCGGCCAGAAGCGGAGCCGCGGGUGCGGCUGCUUGGGGAAAGAUGGAUUUUCACUGUCGCGAGCCUAAAGCCUCAGACCCGAUCACAUUUACCACCCGAGAUUCGCAUCUCAAGGCCGGAUCGACGUUAAGUGCGAAGCGACUUCACAGAAAUGUGGUCACAUUCACCAGCUCAGAGUCCCACCUGGUUCUGCCACCCUGGAAGGCCGCCAAGUCCGGGAGUAUAUCCUUCAAAAUUCGCACAAACGAACCCAAUGGACUCAUCAUGUACAGCCGCAGCGGGGCGCACACGAGGCAAGAUUUGUUCGCCUUCGAAAUUCUCGGAGGUCAUAUUUAUCUGCACGCCGAUCUCGGAAGCGGCCCCGUUAAAGUGAGAGCGUCAAAGGCGCGCGUAGACGACGGCGUCUGGCACGAUAUUUCGUUGAGAAGAGUCGAGAGGGACGGUAGAGUCACCGUCGACACCUUCACAGUCGAAUUUCGCACACCAGGCGAUUCCACGCAAUUAGACUUGGACGGCUUACUAUAUAUCGGCGGCGUGGGCGCGCCAUUCGCACCCCUAACCGUUCCGCCUGUUUUGUGGACGGGUGCCCUUCGUCAAGGCUACGUGGGUUGCAUGCGGGAUCUCGUAAUUAAUGGACACCCAGUGGACAUCGCGGGAUACGCACAUCAGCAGGAUUCUGGUGCGGUCAGACCUGCAUGCCCCAUUCAACCUGCGCAUUGCCCUUCGCAGCCGUGCAUGCACGGGGGUCAUUGUAUCGAAGGGUGGAAUCGAUUUCAUUGCGAUUGCACCGGUACCUCUUUUACCGGACCUACUUGUGGCAAAGACGCGUCGACGUUGCAUCUGAACGGCACGCAGCAGAUGUCGGCGCUGAUGCCGGAGGAUUCCAGAACGCAGGCGGAAGAAAUUGUCGUGCGAUUCAAAACGACGAGGCCGCGCGGUCUUCUGUUGGCGACGAAUUUGGAUAACUCUCCCGAUCGUUUGGAGAUUUAUCUGGAAGAGGGCAAGGCGCACAUGCUGAUUCACAUCGGCGAUCGAGAAAAGUUAAUAGUAGCCGGACAGGGUCUCAACGAUGACAUGUGGCACACACUGAGAUUCUCCAGACGAUCCACCAUACUCAAGCUUCAAAUCGACAAUGAACCAGCAGUACGAGAGGAGACGCAGCUGGGAAAGCAGGGCAUUUUGGAAUUUCGCACUCUUCACGUGGGCGGAUAUCUACACGCGAACGAGGACAUACCGCACUUCGUGGGUCAAUUGCAGCAGAUCUGGUUCAACGGAUAUCCGUAUUUGGAGAUCGCUCGCAGCGCUGGCAAUCAUCAGACCUCGCAUCAAGGCGUAACGCCCAUCAUCAGAGUAACCGGCAAAUUCGGGAAGAGAAACCAUCCGGUUCAUCAUCCGGUUACCUUCACGUCCAAACACACGUUCGUCGGGCUUCCGGUGCUCAAGGCAUACGUGGAAACCAAUAUCUACUUUCAGUUCAAAACGCGCGAAGCGAACGGCCUGAUUCUUUACAACGGCGGGAGAGAGCACGACUUCAUUGCGAUCGAGUUGGUUAGCGGACACGUGCACUACACAUUCGACCUGGGCGACGGACCCGUCAGGAUCAGAGACACGUCCAAGUUGAAAUUAAACGACGGCAAAUGGCACGCCGUCAGCAUCGGCAGACCCGCUCCGAAGAGGCACACCCUCGCUGUGGACGAUCACGUGACCGCCGUCAACAGCCAGGGCAGUAACGAGAAUCUCGAUCUCGAUGGAAUUUUGUACAUAGGCGGAGUUGAAAAGACGCAGUACGGCCAAUUACCAAAGGAGAUAAUGAGCCGUCACGGAUUCGAGGGAUGUCUGGCGUCAUUGGAUCUUAGCGGUGAGAGCACCGAUCUUAUUAGCGACGCCGUGGUGCCGAGCGCGCUCGUCAUUACCGGAUGUGAUGUUUUCACCAACGUACAUCCGGGAAAGAAGUGCACGCACGAUCUCUGCGCGAAUCACGGCACGUGCGUGCAGCAGUGGAACAGCUACACGUGCGAUUGCGACAUGACGAGUUUCACCGGACCGACUUGCAACGAUGAGGCUGUCGCUUACGAGUUCGGACCCGGCAGAGGAAUAAUUACGUACACGUAUCCAGCCGAUCGUCGACCGGAAAUGAAAAGGGACACUGUGGCUUUGGGUUUCGUCACCGGAGUCAGCGAUGCCGUGCUACUUAGAAUAGAAUCCGCGUCGAGCAAUGAUUAUCUCGAGAUUGAAAUUGUGGAAGGCAACGUGUUCGCGGUUUACAACAUGGGCACCAACGACCAUCCAAUCGGCGAAGUCGGCGUAAAAGUUAACGACAACCAGUAUCACGUAGUUAGAUUUACCAGGACGGGACCGAACAGCACGUUACAGGUCGACGACUACAAUCUGCAGUCCAAUCAUCCAUCCGGUCAUCAGCUGACGGUAUUUAACAGUCAGUCCACCAUUCACGUGGGCGGUCGAUGGAAUCACAGCAAGGGCAGAGUCGAGCGACCGUUUCUAGGUGUGAUAGCCGGACUGGUGGUGAACGGAGCUAGAAUUUUAGAAUUAGCGCUCGCCAAAGAUGGCAAAGUCACACCCAGAGGAGACGUGCAACUUCUGCCGACCGGAAGUCUCUUGGAUCGCACCGGGCCGUUGCAAAGAAUGCAACAGACGCCCGCGUCCGGCUUUCCCGGUGUCAUGGACGACCUUAUAUUCUCCGGCGCCGGAAGCGGUUGCGCCGGCGACGACGAGGACGAGGAGUGCACUCCAAUCUACGAUCCUGGUUCCGGUAAGUACGAUAUCAUCACUCCGGUGUACGUGGCGCCCACGCGAUUGCCGACGACACUGAGGCCAAAGCCGCACAAGGAAAAUAUGGAACGUCCAUCUUGCGACGACGAGGAGGACUGCGAGGAAGGUUCCGGCGACGCCAGAACGACGGAAGAGAUUUUCGUCACCUCGGCCACCGAUCUCAGCUCGGUGACGUACACGUCGCCUCGCGAUUACUCGACGAGCCACACCAGCACGCAGACGUCGUCAUCGGCACCGUCGUCGUCGUCAUCGUCGUCGUCGUCGUCGUCGUCGUCGCCGUCGACAACGUUGAGCCGCGACGUUGUCACCGUCUCCGUCCAAUACAAUGUGUCAACCACAGACCUCGAGACCAGCCACGGCAGCAGCGUUGUGACGCACCGAACGACCACCGUGACGACGCAGACGACCACGACGGAGAUGACGGAACCUCCGCCGCCGCCGCCGCCGCCGAUGUACCCCCCGAUGCCCACUCCGCCCAAGAAUAACAACAAGCGUAUCACUUCCGAGGCGGCCGAAAACGCCGCGCUCAUAAUUGGCGUGAUAGCUUCCGCGCUGAUAGCGAUAGUCCUCAUCCUGUUGGUCUUGGUAAUCAUCAAGUUCAAGAGCCGGCCGGAGACGAGCUACAAAAUGGACGAGACGAAGACGUUCUGUCAGGAUCCGAACGCGGCGUUGUUGGGCGCCGCCGGUUCCGGUCAGCCGUUCAACGGCGCCCUGAAGAACGGCGCCAACGGCAGCAAAGCCAACAAGAAGCGAGAACUGAUAGACAUUAAAGAGUGGUACGUGUAAAAAAAAAAAAAAAAAAAAAAAAAAAAAACGGAAUACACCGUUUGUGCUUCGAGGGUUGUGUGUCCCGAGGGUACGGACAUUGAUGACCGACACGCUCAUACCUUUCCGUCAUUACCUUUCGUUCUGUUUUCGUCGUUAGAAGAAAAAAAUGGAUGGACGCGUUCGCUGUUUGCGAAAGAGCGCGUGUGUGCUCUUAUCAAGAGAGAGCGAAAACAAUAAUAAUUUAUUUUAUCGCGCCGGGUUCUCGCGACAAAAGUGCGAGAAAAGCGCGCGUUUCCUCACACGCGGGAGUUCCUCCUCCCGUGGGCGCGCGCGCGCGUCGUGUCACAGACAAGAAAGUUUCACGCGCGCGAGAGUUCCAAAGGAUCCGUCUCGAGAACAACACGCAUAUAUAUAUCUCCGAUAUGACCACGAGGAGGAAAGUGUGUGAUCGCCGUAACACGCGUCUCCUUCGCGAGAGAAUAAUCUUCAAGCUGCUUAAACUUCGUAGUGGACGAGUUGUUGCGGAUAGGUGCCUCGCGGAGAGAUCUGAAACAAUCAGAGAGAGGGAGCGGCUUACAAUAUGUAGUUAAGUGUGAACGAAACAUUCCGUGGUGGUAUCUCGCGAAGAGAACCGACGCGCGCGAACUAAUUAAAAAAAAAAAAAAAAAAAAGAAAAAAAACACGAUUGAUAAAUUGCGCGCGAAGAAAGAAAGACACUUUUCGCGAGAAAGAGAGCGUUCGACGAUAUAUCGAUCGUGGCAAAACGCCAGUCUCAAGCGAUGGGAUAUAACAUGCGAAAUUUCUCUUAAACUCUACGAUGUGAAUUGAGGCAAACAAUUUAUCGCACAUUUAAAAAAAAAAAAAGAGAGAAAAAUAAUCCCUUACUCUCGCAAAACAGUUUAGAGAGAGUUUAACCAGUCAAUGAUGCGAGAGAUGCAUCCGACUAACGUUGCCUCGCUUUUUCUUCGUUCCCUCGAUGCGAAACAAGAUCAAGUAGGAAAAUUGCGAAUCGAGCGGGAACGUAAGAGAAAAGCGAGCGGGAAGAAGUUAGAAUUAAUUAUAGGAAUUAAUUGAAGAAAGAGAGGAGCAAUUGAAGGGUGAUACUAGCACAAUGUUUGUGAGUCGGAGACGAGUCUUAGGAGAAGCAACCGUGUAAAGUGUAGGUAGGAUCUUUAUUUUCAGAAGAGGAAGUGUUUUUUUGUUGUAACUUUAUUACUUUUUCAAUAAAUUCUUUUCCCCCACGAGCGCCGUCUCGUUAUAGAAUAAAUUCUCAAAAAAAAUAAAAAAUAAAAAAUAAAAAUAAAGAAAACACAUCGAGAAAUGUUGAUUUCGACGUUAUUGCAAUUUUUCUCACGUUCUCUUUCACGUCGAUAUUCUUUACCAGUUUAGAUUACCCAUGCGUUGAGAUUUAGAUAAAUAAUAAGAUAUGCUGUUUGCGCGAGCGAUUUGUACGAUUGUGUAUCGUUUAGAUAAGGAAACGAAAAACCUUUUUUAAGUGAGAGAAAUGCGUGAAAUAUCUCAAUAUAUUGUUUAUUGCUAUAUAUAUAUAAGAUUUUAUAGAUGUUAUAAAAUUCUGAGGAAAUAACCUCUAGGAGAGAUUUGUUUUUAUAUUUAAGAGUUUUAAUUGGAUCAUUUUCCCGAUAUAUUGCAAAGGUUUGAUAUAAUUACACGCGCACUCGGAUUCGCACUCUCGUGAGCAAGAAUUUUUUUUUUUUUUAUUAACGCAGAUUCGCGAAAUUUGAUUUUUCGAAAUGUGUCUAAAAGUUCCUCCGAAUACAGAAAACAAAACAAAUAUAUAUCAUCUUGAUUAACGCGGGAUCGUUCAAGAAGUGAUUUCUCUUUUUUGCGUUUUUACACAAAUAUUGAGAAAUAAAAAUUAGAAAAUAAAUUACAUGUAUAACGAAAUGUGAUAUAUUCUCUCCCGAGCAAAUGUUGUCAAUUCGAUGCAAACGUUUGAUUUUUUUUCUUUCAUUUCGUUCUCAAUGAGCUUUUCCGCGAAAGAAGAAUCGAGAACGUUGGAAGCGAAACGUUUAGGGACGAAAGUGUCGUAUAAAAAAAAAACGCUAUUUUAUCCUAUUCACACAAACACACACAAUCGUUGUUACAUAAGAGAAUAUGAAAGUAGCAUAUGUAAAUGGCACACACACGCAAUUAUGUUACACGUGUAAAUUGUUUGACGAUUUAAAUAAAUUUUAUUAAGUCUGUGUGUGCGCGCGCGCGCGCGCGCGCGUUUUGAAGAGUUACACGACGCGUAUCAUAUAAGUGAGAUGCGUUCGAAGGAUUCGGGUGCGAUAUGCGUGAUUUACCGAGCAAGGAGAAGAAAAAAACGUGUAAAAUCUCCGUGUCGAAUUUUCGACACGCGGCCAACACACACUCUUUCGAAAAUUUUUCGAAACGUUUUGUCCGUAAAUACUUUUACGUCUGAACUAUCUCUCUCUCUUAUACACAGCGUCAAGAUUCGCUUCUAUUAAUUUCGACGCACGACUAGCAAUAAAUAUACAAAAAUAGUUUUGUAACUAGCAAUAAAUGUAUAAAUAGUGUUUACGUGCGGAUAAAUACAAACGACACGUGCGAGCGCGUGUCAUUGGCUAAAAUAAAAUAAAAAAACACAGAUCGAGAGAGACGUGUCCUUCUCGUUUCGGGUAUAUCGCACACUCGAAUGUUUCGCGCGUGUGAGAGACUGUGCGUGUAAAGUAAAAAGAAAAAAAAUCUUAUUAUACAUUUGCGGAAAGAGUGUGUUUGUAAGAAUCGCGAGAGAGAAAGAACAAACGCGUGCGCGUAACGUGUGAGUAAUAGACCGCCGUAGCGUACGUAAAUACGCUUGUAUUCGUAUAAAUCACAGGGUGUGUGAGUGCCGUAAUGUCACAUUGCACGAAUUAGGUGAUGUACGUUCCGUUUAUAUUAUAAUUGCGAAUGAGAGACGAGCAUUGAAAAUUGAAACGCGCAGCAGCGAAAAUCGCAAGUGCACUCAAUAGUCGUUCGUAUCGAAUCUCUCUCUUCGUCUCCUCUCCUGUUGAGAUUUGCGAAAAAAAACGUGAGAUUAAUUUUGUUUUAUUUCUUUCUCUGCGUUGCUCUUUUAUCUUUUCUUGAACAAAACAAAAUAUGAAUCACAUUAUUGUUGUCCGACAAUUCAAUCAAGCGACAAGCCGCGUGCGCGAGAAAAGUAACGAGGCAAAACUCGUCAUCGGUUAAAAAAAAAAAAAAAAAGCAAUAAAUAGGGAAGCUUUUAGCGACUUAAGCUAAUCUUAAAGCGCAAUUUCAUUUCCCAAAGCGAUGCUUCCCCGCCUGACUUUCGAGCGCUCCUCGUACGUACAUCGGAUCUGUUCUUUUCAGCUAGUCUUUUUAUGUUUCUGUUUUCAUUUUCACGGCAGAAGAAGGUUAUAAGGGAACUGUGUGCUACUGGAAAGAAUAGAUCUUACAUGUGGGCGAACACAAGAAGGGAGUGUGUAUAUGUACGUACACACAAAUUGUGUUAUUCAACAAACAAUAUCCUUCAACAGUAGGACACACUUUUCUCUGUAUCACAGCGAUUACUUGAUAAAAAAAAAAAGAAAACAAAAACGUCCGAUUGUUACAAAACUGCUUUUGAAUGUUUUGUAAAUUGUAACGCUUCUCUUUUUUCUGCAAGCACAUUUCCCACGUGUGUGUAAAUCGUCUUUUCUUAUCUCUCACACUUGUUGUAGAGGAUACUCUCAGAAUUAGUUUCUGCUACUGAUAGUUCCCUCUCUUCUUCUUCUUCUUCCCUCUCUUUCUCUCUCUCUCUCUCUCUCUCUUUCUCUCUCUUUACUUUAUGUGAUAAAACUAAACAAAAACUUACCAAAAAACACACGUAUCUCAAAGCAACAAUCCUCAGGGAAGUACGUAAUUAUUGCAAUUAAUCGGGAGUAAAAUCGAGAGACCUUCGUGAUCGAUUGCUCGACUAAUUGGCAACAAUAGUUUCACUCACUAUCGAACGUGAUUUCGUCCGGUUUUUUUGUGAGUUUGAUCUCUGACGUAUGUUUUAACGAAAACAAAUCAUACCAUUUCAAUUCACUUCCAGCGUUAUUGCGGAUUAUACACUAAUUGUGAGAACUUUGAUGAACUUUUAGAGAUUAGAUUUAAUUUUCGAAAUCUAGUCCGAUAUAUGUAUAUGUACAUGAUAUCUUCUAUCAUUGUGUGUGACGGAAAAAAAAUUUCUUUCGAUCAAAACGAGACGCGUAAUCUUGUGAACUAUAAUUCAAAGAGUCUUUUUAAUCUUUACUCACAAGAAUCUUCUCUCUCUUUCUCUCUCUUUCUCUCUCUCUCUCUCCUUUGGAACGAUUACUAACAAUAAGUCGAAAAGAUUAUCUACUCGAUCAAAAGAUCCAUUUUGCACGCGGACCGUUUUUACGAUUAUUGUAAAAAAGACAUCACGAUGAUUGCGUCUAGCAGUAAUUAGCACUUGAUGAACGAAUAGUAGUGAUUACUUGGUCUGUGAUUGAGGGAAUAAUAGUUUUAAAUAUGUGAAAUAUAUAUAGAUUAACAGAGAGCAACGUUGUUCACACACACAAGCAUUAAUUAUUACUCGUUUACUAAGCGUGUUUUUCCUAGACGCAAUCAAUAAUAUCCUCAACGUCUCCAUCUUGUUAGACUUGGCAAUUGUUUAUUCCCUUUUUCUCUACUCUUCCCUAUUUCUUAGAGUCCAUUUGUAUAGACUAUGGCAAAUCAAUGUGCGAAUCAACGUGUGAAUUUUGUACAUAUGUAUUUAAAUGUGAAUCUUGCGUGUACGCGGGCAGUUUUAAUUAAUUGUUUAUUUUUAUAGAUAUAAUUAUUCGUAUUUUCAAUGAUUGUAAUAUUUUUUUUUUUUCACGAAAAGCAAAUGCUGCUCUGUUGAAAAAUUGUUGUCAGAACAAUUGUCUUCAACACAGCGACACGCGCUGACAUAUUUUUUUUCUCGUAACAGAGAGUUUGUUGUUAAAACAUUUUUUUAAUAAUAUUUUUUUGUUAUUUUUGUUCUCUUUACAAAAAGAAUCUCAAAUGUGUUGUCGCCACACUGCCCUCUCUCCAAUUCUCUAUCUGCAUAUCCUUCGAUAUACUGAACAAUGUACUGAACUAUAACAUUUAUACUAAACUAAAUUAACUUCUAUGAAAAAAAAAAAAAAGUUACAUUUAGUGAACGAUGUUUACUCUACUAUGUAGCUUACACACAAUGUACUGAACUUUGAAAGUCGUGGAAAAAAAAAGUGUGUCGUGCGCAUAAAGCGCCGGAGCAGUGUCGGAAUAGCGCACGCUUCUCGUCUUUAUAAAGCUUUCGGAUUAUGUCCAUCACCACAUCGAGAAUCGAGAAAUUUUGCGGAAAUCGUGACGUAAGAAACAAACAAAAAAACAAAAAAAAACUGAAACGUCGAAUCGCACCGAAACCACUUAACUGCGAAUUUUAUAAUUUUAACUUUGCUAUUCGCUGUCGCUUAACGAAACUCUAGACGUGCAUUCUGUCAGAGCUCUUUUUCUCUCUCUUCGUAGAAUGCGCAUUAAAUGUUAUAGCAAGUUGUUGAAAAACAGUCAUAUUUGUUUUUUUUUUUUUUUUCACUGCGAAUAUUUAAAACUCUCUCGGUAUCGAUAUCCUUUGAAGGAUACAUAUAGUUUAAAAAAAUCGCCAAUAAAUUAAUAUCUAAUUAAGACGUUAAGAGCACAACGGGGCAAACAAAUUGCUACAACAUUUGACAAAUAAAUAUCAUAGAGAUUGUCAUGCGAGUUGUCACUUGUUUCGUUCGAUACAUAGCAAAGCGUAAAAUUAUCAAGAUCGCCGCUGUUUUAAUGGACAACCACCCCUGGAAUAAUACCCUGAAAUUUGUGAAGAAAAAAAAACGCGACAAAAAUAAAUAAACGCUCACUUACAGCUGUACUUAGAGAGGCCGCUAUAGCUAGAUGAAAUUAUAUUUUACAUUGUACAGUCAUACGGUAUAAAAUGCACUAUAAAUUAGGUAGUGAAAAAAAAAAAAAAACUCAUGUUCAUGAACGAAGAAGCGAGGAAAAAAGAAAUACGCGUAUAGGAAAGAAAAGUGAUUUAAAUGGCGUUGUUGAGUAUAAAUGAGUCCCGUCAAGUUCCACAGAAGCGGACACGCUUUUGUUGUCGGCUAGCUGCGAAUUUUUACGAUAGGUAUAUAUGUAUAGUAUAUAAAGAUGUAUACAACCAUAUAUACAAGGUAACAGGCUGAUCCCGAUCAAUAAAAAAAAAAAAAAACAAAAACAAAAACAACAAAAAAACACUUGUUGAACGGAUGGUGUUGUGAGAAAAAAAAACAAUGUCGUUAUUGAAAACAAAAAGAAACGAGAGAGAGACACCGGAGACGCGCAUGAUCCGGACAGAAUUUUUGCGUGCGAGAAGAGUUUUUAAAUACCCCAUGUAGAUUGGAAAUGGAUGUUGUUUGUUUUGUUGAGAGAAAUUGUUCCGUUGAAUUGAAACUAAUAAAACGGCGAAUUUCCAAGUU
Pseudomyrmex gracilis is the source of this 13636-nucleotide messenger RNA. It is a transcript of the gene Nrx-1, whose product is annotated as neurexin-1. Gene Ontology annotation, molecular function: calcium ion binding. The record is from RefSeq and is a predicted model, not a curated record. Bases 2241 to 7205 code for a protein of 1654 amino acids. Lineage: Eukaryota; Metazoa; Arthropoda; Insecta; Hymenoptera; Formicidae. The transcript has 26 exons.